AUGUCCGAAUCAGACACUUCUGAAGUUGAUAUUUCAUUAAGUCAACAAUCACCCACUCAACUGCCUCAAGUAUCACAAGAUACUAAACCUAAAAAGAAAUCAGUUGGAUUCGCUGCUGCCCCUGAAGAAGAUCUUAAAGAACAUCACAAAGUUUUAAAACAAAAGGAAGAGAUUAAAUUGAAGUCAUCUCCAUUUCAUAAAAUUCCAGCUGAAUUGGCAUAUUUGGAGAAGAGAAAUUCCAAAAUUGAUCCCAAACCAAUCAUUGAUAAAAAUGCCAAUCAUAAUCCAGUACCAAAUAGUAGAUUCCGAUUAAAAGACUUGCCUGAUUUGAGUAAAUUGAAAUUUUUCGAUGUCAAGAAUAUUUCCGUGCAGAAUAAAGAAACCGAAUUACAAUUUCAUUAUACCACUAUCAAUUUACCACCAAGUUCCGAUAGUGUCAUUGUUGAUAUUAAAUUUGGAGGGUUGAACGCAUUGGAUUAUGCUAAGAUUAAUCAGUAUGUGUUGAAUCUUAGUAAUGUCAAAGUUGGAAUGGGAUAUGAGUUCUCUGGGGUUAUCACCAACGUUGGUUCGUCUAUGGCCAAGAACUAUUCUGUUGGAGAUUAUGUUUUUGGGUUAAUAGACCCUACAUCAAGACGUGGAUCAUUAUCAUCAAGUCAAUUGAUUUACCCUAAUCGUGAUGUUUUGAUAAAAGUUGAUGAAGAAACUUUGAAUAAGCUUCACCAAGUUGAUAUCAAUAUAAAUACUGCAGGAGUCGGAAAAGAUUUUCAAAUUGAAGAAGACGAACAGUCAUCAACAACCCCAGAAGAAGAUAGCAAAUACGAGGUUGCAGUAACAAGUCGCAAAAAUUCUGAACCACAUAGUACACUUCCUCCAUUGGCAAAGUUGUGUUCCUUCCCCUUAUUGUACAAUCAUUCCAAACAAUUGCUUCAACACUUGAAUCCUAAAAAUACUGAGGCGAAUAUUUUGAUUAAUGGUGCUGAUAUAAACCUUGGCUUAACAUUGCUACAAAUCUUGUUGAUAGAGUAUCCAAACCUUGAAUACAUGAAGCUUAUUUUAGUUAUUCGAGAGAAAUCUUUGAAAUUCAUGGAAGGUAUUGUUGAUCAAUUUCAAAAAAAAUAUUACAAUCCUUCACAAACAAGAGAUUUUAAAAUUAUAAGUUUUGAUUUAUUUAAUGAUGGAUUGUAUUUCCCUGGGGAAAAAAUUCCUGUUAAUUUCAAAAAACCAAAUUUUUUUGCUAGUGAAGUGAUCAAUGCAUUAUUAGUACCACUUCGUCAUAACGGUGAUGUUGGAGAACAACAAAAAAUUGAUGAGAAAAACAUUAAUGAUUAUAAAUUGGAUAUGAUUAUUGAUUUAAUUGGAUGUAAGAAAUAUUUCCAAACUACUAGUACUAAAAUUAAUGAAAUUGAAGAAAUCAAUUUACCAUUCAAACAAAAUAUUUCCACUUCUCUUGGGAAGUUAUUCAAUGGGAAUGUCAAAGAACCAUUUUUGACAAGGAUUUUGAAACCGAAAAAGUAUGGAUCUAGCUUAGUUAGUGCAUGUAAUUUCGAUAUCAGUGAGCCAACUUAUGAUAUUGAUCAUUUAGUUACUUUCCAAGAGGGUAUAUUAAAUCCAUGGUCUAGUUCUUGGACAAGCAAUUUAUUGAACAAUUGGACAAAUUAUAAUUAUCACCAAGAAACGGGCUUGAGUUUCAAACAACAAUGGUGUCAACAGGCUUUGGAUUUGGUUCUUGAUGAUAAGUUAAAGUUCAAGAUUGAUGGAUUAACGGAAUGGAAGAAUUUCAAAAAGAAAGAUGUAAGGGUUGAUGAUGCCAAGUAUAUUUUACAAGUUGAAGAUUUCUAG
Candida albicans SC5314 is the source of this 1839-nucleotide messenger RNA. RefSeq lists its product as uncharacterized. The transcript has a single exon. The coding region runs from base 1 to 1839 and encodes 612 amino acids. Lineage: Eukaryota; Fungi; Ascomycota; Pichiomycetes; Serinales; Debaryomycetaceae. The record is from RefSeq and is a predicted model, not a curated record.